ACAACAACAACAACAGCUACAACAGCAAGAUACCUUCUCCAGUCUCCCAUAUAUAAUCGACAUCGUCAUUGCUGAACUCCAGGGGAAAGUGGGACGAUAGGAUAAAACCGUGAAAGGGGUACAGGGCACCGAGCGGCACAACGAAUGAUUCCAUUGCACCUGCAGUUGCUGAUUUGGGUUAAUUUUGCCCACUUGCAUCCGCUCUUUGUCAAUACACACUCGCCUCGCCUUGUCUGUCAUGUGUGCCACACAGGUAUCCGUACUCCGUAGAUGUUUAGGAAUGCAGUUGCUGCUUUGGACUAAUUUUGCCCACUUGUAUCCGCUUUCUGUCAACACACGCUCGCCUCGCCUUGUCUGUCAUGUGUGUCAUCCUUGGUAUUUAGGAAUGCCCAACCUUGUUCUGGUACUGAAAUCAGUCUCGACUUGCCCGGCAGGGCGUGCACUUGAAAGGUUGCGGCCCGAAUUUCGAUCAGCUAUUAUAUCGGUCAGCAUCGAAUCGUGACAGCCAUAUCGAAUCGUUCGGUAUGGUUGUGGUCAAGGGUCAUUUCGGCUGUCUCGUGUUGAUUUGUAAGUUUCUUGAUAUAUCCGAU
Messenger RNA from Colletotrichum navitas, 590 nucleotides. RefSeq lists its product as uncharacterized. The coding region runs from base 239 to 502 and encodes 87 amino acids. NCBI's taxonomy places the organism in Eukaryota, Fungi, Ascomycota, Sordariomycetes, Glomerellales, Glomerellaceae. The transcript has a single exon. The record is from RefSeq and is a predicted model, not a curated record.